Phycomyces blakesleeanus NRRL 1555(-) is the source of this 894-nucleotide messenger RNA. RefSeq lists its product as hypothetical. The record is from RefSeq and is a predicted model, not a curated record. Gene Ontology annotation, biological process: protein histidyl modification to diphthamide. Gene Ontology annotation, molecular function: diphthine synthase activity. NCBI's taxonomy places the organism in Eukaryota, Fungi, Mucoromycota, Mucoromycetes, Mucorales, Phycomycetaceae. The coding region runs from base 1 to 852 and encodes 283 amino acids. The transcript has 5 exons.
AUGCUUUAUAUUGUAGGAUUAGGUUUAUCUGACGAGACAGAUAUCACUGUCAAGGGUCUUCAGGCCGUCAAAGGCAGUGAACGUAUCUAUCUCGAAGCAUACACCUCUAUUCUGACUGUUGGAAAGGAAAAAUUGGAAGCUUACUAUGGAAAAGAAGUCGUUAUUGCUGAUCGUGAGAUGGUUGAAACCGAAAGUGAUGCCAUUCUUGCCAAUGCAGACAAAAUCAACGUCAGUUUUUUGGUAGUUGGUGAUCCCUAUGGUGCUACUACACAUACUGAUCUUGUCAUUCGUGCUCGUGAGAUGAACAUUCCUGUUCAGGUGAUCCACAACGCUUCUAUUAUGAAUGCCGUUGGUGCUUGUGGACUCCAGCUUUACAACUUUGGUCAGACAAUUUCAAUCGUCUUUUUCACUGACACCUGGCGCCCCGACAGUUUCUAUGACCGCAUUAUUGAGAACCACAACAUUGGAUUGCACACCCUGUGCCUUUUGGAUAUCAAGGUCAAGGAACAGAGUAUCGAAAAUAUGGCAAGAGGUCGUAAAAUCUAUGAACCCCCACGUUACAUGACUGUAAACCAGGCUGUUGAGCAAUUGCUUGAAAUUGAGGAGAACCGUAAACAGGGUAUCUGUACUCCUGAAUCAUUGGCCAUUGGUUGCGCAAGAAUUGGUACCUCUACCGAACAGAUUGUGGCUGGUUCAUUGAGUGAAUUGCUCGAGGUUGAUUUCGGGGGUCCCCUUCAUUCCCUUGUCCUGGUUGGCAGCAAGAUGCACCACAUGGAAGCAGAUUUCAUCCGUGCCUACGCAGUCAAUGUUGAAUCCUUUGAUGCCUUGGUCAAAAAGCAAUACAAAUUUUAAACAAUACAUAUAAAUAAAUAAAAUUUUGUAUUCUAUAUUCUU